GACUCAAUAACUCUAUCACAAGUGCUCGAGUUACAAUAAAGCGUUCAUCAAAAUGGAAGCUACAGAAAAAUGCUGCGAUACGCAAUUUAAAGUUUUAUCCACUGGUGAUUACAUCCUACCGCCACCGUUGCAAGCUUCCAUCGACAAAAUCGUAGAAAAAGAAGGAUAUAUCUCUCACAAAACUAUCAACAGAUCCAUAUCCACCAGCGGAGGCAACUUUUUGGCGGAUCUGUUCGAAGUCGACAUCAAAGGAAAAACUGCCGACGGCGAUAAAGAGACAAAUAUCUUUAUUAAAAAUAAAAUGGAAGACAUAGCUGUGACUGUUUUAGAUGUUUCCGAAUGUUAUAACUUAGAAAACUUCUUUUACGGAGAUCUCUCAAAGAUGUACGAUGAUAUACAAAACAAAGCGAACAUUCCAAUUGAAGAAAGAUACAAUAUGGUUAAAAGUUACGAUGCUACAAAUCCGAAUGCUAUAAUUCUGGAGAAUCUUUCUAAAAAGGGUUUUACUACUGUUCAUCGAAUGGAGGUAGCUCCUCUGAAGUUUGCGCAACUGUCGGCCCAGCAGCUGGCACGGUUCCACGGCCUGUCCUGGGUCUUGGAGAAACAGAAUCCUGAUUACUUUGCAAAGAAAAUUAGGACUAUCAAACCGACAUAUAAAUUAAAUGAUGAUUACCAGAAAUUCGUUGACAAUAUGGCCACGUAUACUGAUAAAUGUGUGGAUGGAGAAAAAAGAGUUAAACUAAAAAAAUUUGGAUCCCGAAUGAUGGAGGCAAUGCAAAGGAAUUACUUUGAAAACGAUGAUAGUAGAUGCUGCUUAUGCCAUGGAGACUACAGGGCUAACAAUAUUCUUGUAAAGAAAGAUGGCGAAGAAAUAAUUGAAGUCAUACCAGUAGAUUAUCAGCUCCUGUACUACGGCUGUCCCGCCCUGGACUUUAUCUACUUCAUCUUCCCCUGCACCGACCAAGAGUUUCGAAGACAACAUCUCGACGACUUGAAAGAUCUGUACUACGAAAGCUUAAGAAAGUUCCUUCAAUAUUUCAAUAUGGAUGUCGAGUCAGUAUACCCCAGGGAUGAAUUUGAAAGAGAAUACAAAAAAAGAUUAGAAUACGGUCUAACAAUAGCUCUUUUGUUAACCCCUGUAUUAUUUACUAAUGACGAUGAUGUCCCUGACAUUGCACAUGAUGAUUUAGGAUCCAUCUCUGUUACUCCAGACUUGAAAAUGGAUGAGAGGAUCAGAGGCCUUGUGGACGAUUUCGAGAAGUGGCAUAUUUUGUGAGGUAUACUUGUUGCAUACACUUGUUAUUAAUUUUAACUGUUUAAUAUGAUACUAUUUUGGAUUGAGGUGUAAUUCUUAAAAAUUAGGAGUACUCUUUACUAUUAAAUUUAUUUUGAAUAUUUUA
Messenger RNA from Leguminivora glycinivorella, 1400 nucleotides. RefSeq lists its product as uncharacterized. Lineage: Eukaryota; Metazoa; Arthropoda; Insecta; Lepidoptera; Tortricidae. Bases 53 to 1276 code for a protein of 407 amino acids. The record is from RefSeq and is a predicted model, not a curated record. The transcript is spliced from 2 exons.